Molecule: messenger RNA, 3268 nt
Organism: Mangifera indica (mango)
Lineage: Eukaryota; Viridiplantae; Streptophyta; Magnoliopsida; Sapindales; Anacardiaceae
Exons: 3
Coding region: 466-2676 (736 amino acids)
Source: RefSeq, a predicted model, not a curated record
GCAACUAAGCAGCUGCUUUGUCUCUUGUCCUUGUAACUCUUUCUUCUCUUUCUUUCAAGAGAGAGAGAGAGAGAGAGAGAGAGAGAGAGAGAGUUUUUUGGUUUAUGUUGUUUCUUCACUUAUUAUCACAUAUGACAUUCAAUUCAAUCACUCUGUCACUCAAACACCAACACUAAACCUCAAGCAUGCUGCUACACUUUCUCUUUCUCUCUGUCUAAAACUCUCACUUUUUGGGUUUAUUCGUAACAACCCUCUUAGCUUUUCUGCCCAUUGGCCCAUCUCACUCUUGUUCUUUUAUGCUUUUACUCUUUACUUCCUUUGUUUCUAUCUUUCUUUCAUUCAUACGCUCUCUAGGCUCAACAGACUGGAGAUUAUGAUUGUCUCUGCUUACUGUUUGUUGGGUUUUUCUUUGCACUGACUCACUUAACUGAGAGAUCUAGUGGGUGUAGAACUGUGAAUCUAGAGAUGGGACUAGAGAUGGAAUUGGAUUCCGACAAAAACAUUACAGGUCUAAGUCCUAACACCGUUCUUCCAUCUCCUCGGCAAUGUUUAAACCUUGAAAAGAGAAAUGCAAGAGGCAAACCUAUGCAUAGAGAUGAUAUAUUGGGAGUAAAAGAGGGUUCCUCGGAGAUUAGCUUUUGUCGCUACUGCAGCGCCUUUUGUAAAAAUACUUGGUCCAGACCUGUUGGACUGGAAGAUAGCACAGAGCUGAGGCGUGGUUCGAUAUAUCAAUGCUCCAAAGAGGUGAGGAAGAUGAAGAAAAUGGGAGCUAUUGAGGAAAGGGAAAAAAUUGAAUUGUCACGUAGUAGUGACACCUCAUUUUCCUUUAGGAUUAUUGACUCUUUAUGUAGUUCAGAUGAGGAAGAGGAAAGCAUAAGGAAGAGAACCUCAGAGGCAUCUGUAAGCUCAAAAUUGAACGCUUUAUCUGUUUGCAGUCCUUCUUUAGAACCAUGCUUAUCAGAUGGAUUCAUUGAAUUCUGUAUGAAUUCAGAUGGCACAGAAAAACAUUCUGCUGAAACUGGAAGGAGAGACACAGUUAAGGACCUGAAUUUCAGAUGUGAUGAAGUUGUUGGUCCUGUAGAUGAUGGUGACACACGUGAAAGAGAUAAAGUUUUGACAUUUCAGAAGUCACAUUCUGCUAAAGUGGAGAUGCGCUAUUCACCUUCUCAGUCAGAAAGUAGUCACUCCUCCAGAGCCAGUUCCAGGUCUCGUUUUGGCCCCAUCAGAAAGAUGUUUGACCCAUUCAUGAAGUCCAAGUCUCUUCGAAGUCCUUUGGGUUAUGUGGUGCAACCUGAUGAAGUCAAAACCAGCAGGAUGGAAAAAACAAGGGAAGGGACAUUGCAAAAGUCUUUAUUUCAUGGCUUUUCUGAUACAGUCCAGAAUAUAAAAAUUGAUUCUCAGUUUGUCAAGAAAGAACAACAUCAUUCAAUUGUGGCAAAUUCACCAGUACACUUACACGGUCUUCUAAAGAUGGAAAAUAAACAAGGAGUACCCUUUUUUGAGUUCUUUUUGAAUUGCCCUGAAGAUGUUAUUGUGGCCAGGACAUGGAAGGAAGAUAAUGCUUUUAAUUGGGUAUAUACCUUUCACUCCAUUGACGGUAGGAAAAAGAGCAAUGCUAGUGGAUGGGGAUCAAGUGAUAUCAACAAAGAGUGCUCAAUGGUUGGACAAAUGCAGGUUUCCUGUUACUUAUGCUCAGAACUAAAAGAUGGUGGUGCUUUUGAUAACUCUAUGGUGACAGAGUUUGUAUUGUACGAUAUUGCGCAUGUAAAACAAAGUGUCAUUUCUAAAGAAUGCCAGAAGUGUUCCGCCAAUGCUACACCUUGUAAGUGUUCUAAUCCAUGUAUUGUUGAGGGAAAUCAUGAGUUAAAUAAUGAGUCCGGUUUGGUGGGGUUUAGAGAUCAACCAAAAUAUGCUUCGAAUAAAACAAAUCCAUGCUCAUGGCCAUCUUGGGAUUUGGGUCCAAGCCUUGAAAUUGCGGCUGUUGUUAUUCAAGUGCCAUUUGAGAAAAGAGAAAGUUUGAAAUACAACGGAGGGCAUAAAACCAGUGAUAAAAUGCAUGUAAAUCUUCUCAAUUUCUCUGCAUUUGAGCAUACUCAAAAAGACUCUGUUGAAAACAAAAUUUCUGAAAACGUGAAUGUGAUCAUUCCCAAUGGUAUCCAUGUUUUGCCAAGUUCUGAAAGUCGAGGACCUUCUACAUUGCUAAAUCGAUGGAGGUUGGGUGGAGGCUGUGACUGUGGUGGCUGGGAUAUGGCCUGCCCCCUUACUGUUUUUAGCAAUCCCAAAAUUCAAUGUGCUAAAGAUAAGCUACUCAUGGACAAUCAACAGUCUUUGGAACUUUUUGUUCAGGGAGCAAAAGAGAACACACCAGCACUGUCCAUGAUGGUUCUAGAAGAGGGGCGUUAUGCAGUUGAUUUCCAUGCUCAGUUAUCCACUUUACAAGCAUUUUCGAUUUGUGUUGCCAUAUUACAUGGUACAGAAACCUCCUUUGCCACCGGGCAGGAGAAAAGCAUGCAGUUGCCCCACUGCAAUUCACUGAAAAUGCUCAUUGAGGAGGAAGUGAAAUUCUUGAUCAAAGCUGUCUCUGAAGAGGAGAAGAAGAAAGUCACAAAGAGGAUGGAAGAGAUCCCACCGUCUUAUGUGAUCAACCCUCCCCUCUCUCCAAUGUCUAGAGUAUAGAGUCCAUAGACAGAACCGGCGCAAUUGGUAAAAAGCUAAAAUGGCUUCUCUCGACAACUCCCGCAUCAGAACUGAGAAGAAAAUGGAGGAAGAAGACAUCAGUAGUGGAAAGGCUAUAAAAGGAUGUAAGUUUCUGCCAUAUCCAAGGACGAUGACAAAAUCGUUCACAUCAAACUUCUUGUGGCAUAAACUCAACAUUAAGCUCAGUAAAGCUAAAAUGGAUGCUUUGACAAGUUUCCAUAAGGGACUUGGAGGAAGAACUGGCCAAUGCAGGCCACAAAUUGAGGGUUUUACAUAGGAUUAGAAGUAGAACAGAAACACCAUACUGUCCAUAUGGUAGGGGGGAAGUGGUGGGGGAGUACUUUUUGAGGAUAGCGGUCAAUUUUAUUAUACUUCUGUGUAUUAUUAUAUAUAAUAUUUCUAAAUAUAUGUAGAAUAUUUAGUGGUAAAGGGGAAGUAGCUCCUAGGAGAUUGUCAGAAAAUAUGUUGCUACAGUGUUUGGAGCCAUGGAACUUCAAACAAGUUGUAGCAAAAAUAAUUAUUAUUUAUCACUAAAAUAAUGAAAAUCCCAGCAAUGUUCUGUUUUUUUCUU